Nematocida parisii ERTm1 is the source of this 698-nucleotide messenger RNA. RefSeq lists its product as uncharacterized. Gene Ontology annotation, molecular function: RNA binding. The record is from RefSeq and is a predicted model, not a curated record. The transcript has a single exon. The coding region runs from base 150 to 692 and encodes 180 amino acids. NCBI's taxonomy places the organism in Eukaryota, Fungi, Microsporidia.
GCAUAAUUGGCAAAAGGAUAAAUAUUGAAAGUAUUCCAAAGACAUUUACAAUCUUUGAUAUUGUUAAUGCUCUGAAGGGUACAGGUGAAAUGUAAGUUAUGUGAUUAUAAUUAUUGGUUCGUGUUUCUGAACAUGAUGAAAAUGUGAGUAUGAUAUCUAACCUAAGUCUUGCAGUAAAAAUAUAUAUAAAAACCAGUCCGCCAGAGAGUACGACAUGUACAGCAGCAGUUGAAUACUCCUCUGAAGAAUGUGCCAAGGCAGUUGCAUCUUCUAAUGUAACUAUUCUAGGUCAGUCCUUUCCCGUGCAAUGGGCAGCAAGUGAAACAAGAACACAGACACAGAAACCAAAGCCGUAUGAUAAUGACUGUGAGCGUAAGAUGUUCUUGGGAAACUUGCCUGGGGAUGUGACCGAAGAAAACCUUUCUGGCCUUAUUGAUAAAUUGCUUCCGGUGAGCGUGUGUGUUAAGAGUAGCGCAGAUAAUGACAGAAAGUACGCAUUCUUGGAGUUUAAGAGUUCUUCUGAUCGAAACAUUGCACUGGGCCUAAUUGAAAGAGUAAAACAGGAAGGUGCUCUGGGAGAGGAGGUGACUGCUUCCCCAGCAUAUCCCUACAUUCAUGGAAGGUCAAAGAAAUGGAAAGUGAAGAAGAAUUCCCAUGAUAAAAAUGCAUCUGUUAAGUCCGACCAGAUUUAGUUGUGA